Messenger RNA from Ichthyophthirius multifiliis, 671 nucleotides. RefSeq lists its product as hypothetical. The record is from RefSeq and is a predicted model, not a curated record. The annotation marks the transcript as partial. NCBI's taxonomy places the organism in Eukaryota, Ciliophora, Oligohymenophorea, Hymenostomatida. The transcript has 2 exons.
AAAAAAUUAAAAAAUGUAAUUUAAUUUACUUUUACCUUUUGUAACUUUGUGUAAUUUAUUAUUAAAAUAACAUAUUUAAAAUUUUGAGGUAUACUUUUGAACUUACUGAAUUUGAUAAGUUAAUUAUAAAUUUAGUUUAUCAGUUAUACUCUCUAUAACUGGUUUUAAUUAGCAAAUUUAAAUUGCUAAUGUAUUAGGAUGCCGGAUUUUCCUUGUAUUUAUGGGGUGAGGGGUUGGCGAAUAAACAUUUUUUUUUAAUUAAUACGAAAAUUCCGAUUUUUAGAAACAAUAUUCUAGUUUAACAGAGAAAAAUAAUUAGGAUUUAAUUUAAAAAUAUAUAAAAAGAUUUUAAAUAAAUUCAGAAAGUUUUUUUUUUUUUGACUAAUUUGGUGAAAAAAUAACAAGAUUUUGAUUAUUGUUGUACUUAAUGUUUUAAAAAACUUAUUCAAUUUUUUGAUAGUUUAAAUGCUUUUUCUGCAAAAUUCCUAAACACGAAACUCUUUCUUAUUAUAAAAACGGUAAUUUUCGUCUCAGAAUUUAAUUAUUAUCAAUAAUAAGCCGCUUGGUUAUUAGAGAAGGGAAAUUUUAUGUGAUUAAUAGGAAAAAAUAGUAGAAUUCGGUAUCUUUUAUGAGACAAAAUAUAUUUUUAAGUGAUUAUUCAUAUAAUUUAA